Messenger RNA from Octopus bimaculoides (California two-spot octopus), 666 nucleotides. RefSeq lists its product as uncharacterized. The record is from RefSeq and is a predicted model, not a curated record. Lineage: Eukaryota; Metazoa; Mollusca; Cephalopoda; Octopoda; Octopodidae.
AUGGUCGAACGUCUUCACAGGCAACUGAAGGCUGCUCUAUGUGCCACUCCUGAUCCGCAGUCUUGGACAGAAUUCCUGCCUAUUGUUCUUCUUGGUUGUUGCACUGCUGUUAAAACAGAUUUAGGUUUCUUAUCUGCUGAACUCCUUUACAGUACCAUCCUGGCACUUCCUGGUACAAUGUUAGUGCCAGACAACUCAUCACCUCCUGAUCCAAUGUCGUAUGUCACCAGACUUCGCUCGUAUUUCUCAAGUCUUUCACCCUUGCAUCCACAUGACCAGUCCAUUUCCUUUCACAUCCCACUGGAUAUUGACAAAUGGACUCAUGUUUUUGUUGAGGAUGAUUCUGUCAGAGGACCUCUCAUUUCUCCUUAUAAGGGACCAUUUCGUGUAUUAUCGCGCACGCCCAAAACUUUUAGUCUCGACAUCAAUGGUCGAGCAGUGACUGUGCCGGUCAACAGACUUAAAAGGGCAUAUUUUGAGGUGUCCACACCCUUCGAUGAUGCCCUAAACACACCCACAUUUGAUCCUUUACAACUACCUACACAACCACCAUCACUUAUACCUCCAUCUUCGUCACCACUACCUAAUACGAACAAACCUUGUGUCAUCAGGACAGGCCGUACUGUGCAUUGGCCCAAAAAACUCACUAAAACUAUUUAUAUCUGA